Colletotrichum costaricense is the source of this 531-nucleotide messenger RNA. RefSeq lists its product as uncharacterized. The coding region runs from base 1 to 531 and encodes 176 amino acids. The transcript has 5 exons. Lineage: Eukaryota; Fungi; Ascomycota; Sordariomycetes; Glomerellales; Glomerellaceae. The record is from RefSeq and is a predicted model, not a curated record.
AUGCGUUUCGCCGCUGCUACCAUCGCUCUCCUGCUGGCUGUUGCCUCAGCCACUCCUGUUCCUGACGUGAACGAGGCAAACCUCGACAGGGAGCCUGAAAGCAGGACCAUCGUUGACCUCGGCUUCCUCCAGGCUCACGAGACUCGCGAUGUCAACAUCGCUGACGCUGUCGUAGCCAGAGCUUCUGAUGAUGUUGAAAACUCGCUCGAGCGUCGUGUCUGGCCUCACGACCACCAGAGUGGCAUCUUCAAGGCUGGUAACGGCUACUACAAGAGAAUCGUCACCGGCCUCGUCAUUAAUGGAGUCAACGUCGCUGUGACCGCUUGGUUCAACGACAUCCAUACACUGUUCUUGCAGUUCGAUGCCGCCUUCCCCAACGCCCCUAACUUCAUCUUCGCCGGAUUUGAGGAUGUCUCUACCGGGGUGGAGCGCUCCCCCUGGAGGAUUAGCUGGGAUGAGAUCUACAGCCUGGCCAUCAAGCCCGGUGAAAGAUUCCAGUUUGACAACUCCUUCGUCAUGUGGUGGAAAUAA